Lagopus muta (rock ptarmigan) is the source of this 2350-nucleotide messenger RNA. RefSeq names its product olfactory receptor 4M1-like. NCBI's taxonomy places the organism in Eukaryota, Metazoa, Chordata, Aves, Galliformes, Phasianidae. The record is from RefSeq and is a predicted model, not a curated record. Gene Ontology annotation, biological process: G protein-coupled receptor signaling pathway. Gene Ontology annotation, cellular component: membrane. Gene Ontology annotation, molecular function: olfactory receptor activity; G protein-coupled receptor activity.
GUCAAAAUGGAGCAUGAAAAGUAUAUGGUAGUUAGAGAGUUUAUUCCGUUAGGAUUGUCUCAAUCCCACAAAGUCCAGUCAAACCUCUUCUUCUUCUUCCUGCUGUUCUACAUGAUAAUUCUCCCAGGCAACAUCCUUAUCAUUCUCACAAUUCAGGAUUCAGCUGGAUCACCCAUGCAUUUUUUCCCGGCUAAUCUGGCAUUCAGGGACAUCUGCUACUGUUCUGUGACCCCACCCAAAAUGCUGGCUGACUUUUUCUCAAAUCCCAAGACCAUCUCCUACAAUGCCUGCAUGACCCAACUUUUGUUUCUUGACUUCCUGGGAGCAGCAGAAGCUUUCCUGCUCUUGGCCAUGGCCCAUGACCGUUACAUUGCUGUUUGCAAACCUCUUCACUACACCAGGCUUGUGAACAGAACUGCAUGCUGUGCCCUGGUUGGAGCUUCGUGGGGUGGUGGCUUCGUUCAUGGCAUCAUUCUGUUUGCUCUCACCAUCAAACUCCCCUUCUGUGGACCCAACGUCCUGGAUCUUUGUGAUGUGCGUCAGCUGGCUAACUUGGCCUGUGCUAACACAGUGGAACUUCUGAUGUUCCUCAACAAUGGAGUUGUCAUUGUCAUGCGCUUUGCACUUCUCCUCAUCUCCUCCACAGUCCUCUUGCUGAAGCUCCAACAGUCCAAAACAAGGAACAAAAUAACCUUCACCUGCAUUUCCCACAUCAUCGUAGUUUUUGUCACAUUUGGCCCAGCUGUCUGUAUCUAUGUCCCACCCUUUGAGGCUGUCCUAAUGGAAAAGGUUGUUGCUCUUUUCCAUAUGGUUGUCUUCCCCUUGACUAAUCCCAUGAUCUACACGCUGUGUAACAAGGAGAUCAAAAGCUCCAUGUGGAAGUUGGUCAGCAAAUACAUAUUAAAAAAUAUACAUAUAUUUUGAAAUAAAUAAAUGAAAGUUUAUUUGUUCCUUGUUUUGUUCAUGCAAUUUUCUUAGGAAAAAAUCCAUACUGUACGUUAUGUAACAGCAUAAUGUACAAGUGAUAACCUUCAAGAAGUCCUCUUCUAUGAAAAAAAUCCCUAGAGUGAUACUAAAACCUGUAUGGAAUAAGAUAAGGAAGAACCAACCUGUGUAAAGGAACCAACUCAUGCACCAUGAAGUUAUCAUUAAGAAUCUCUUAAAUUCAUUAGAAAUGAUCUGGUGGGUGUUCAGACUUCAUAGAACUAUUACUGGACUACUGGUUCAGAUUCAACCAUGGUAAUUCAUGAUUUCAGUUUAUAGUCAAACUUUCACUGUUGAUGCUGCCUUCUCAUUGGACUCAUUCACGAUCCCACCAUUAAUGAGUUGAUUACAUUUCCACAAAGGGAGAGUGUGAAAGCUUCUGGAUGAUCCAGUGUGUAGGCAAACUUUGCAAUUAAUAUAGCACAUGUAAGGCGUUGCAAUCUGUUGAGUAAAAAUCAAAGACAACGUAGCUAUAGCUUUACAGGACAUGCUGAUCAUGAACUUUAUCCAUACAGUUAUAGACACUUGCAGCACAGAUGUCUAUGUCUGAAUUAGUCACUAAGGAUUCCAGCAAAACUAACAGGCAUUUCUAGUGAGAAAUUUACCUAACCCUUUCUUAAAUUUCUAUUUUGAGAAGUAAUAAACCAUGCCUUAAGCGUUUUUGUCUUGCCCCUUGUACUUGUCCUGUAAUCUGCUUUAUAGUUUGACCCCAAGGCAGUCUGCCAAAUAAUUCUUUUUGAUGGGAAACUGUGCUCUCAGCAUGGUUUUCUUAAUGCAGCAUAACUUCCUUAGGCAGUGUAGAUGAUGCAGUGUGAGCUAAACAUGUCUCUGUCCACAAAGUCUUCCAAUAAUAGUCCUCCAAUAAUAUCUCAGAAGACAUUGCAUCCUACAGGUCAUGGAGUGCUCGGUUCUCACAUAACAAUCUGGCAUGCUGUAGAUAUCUAAAUGCAGCUGCCCUUUAAGUAGGGUAUUUUUGUUCUGGUUCCUUUCUCCACUGACUUUCUAUAUAUCACCAGGUGAAAGAAAAUGCCAUAAAGUCAAGAGUGCCUUUCUCAGGAAUGCACUCAGCUCUGAGCACCACCACUUAUACACGGACUUCUGCCACACUGCUGCCAUCAGCUACCACUGUCAGCCUCCUCAAUGCUUUCACCAUGGUUACUUGAUAUCCUACAGCACUGCACCUGCUCAGAAGUAAUACUUCAAAUGCAUUCUUCCAUACUUCAUUACAGAGGACUGAAGAGGCUCACUUUUGCGUGGUGCUAAUGAUGGACCAUCCCCAACACUGCCUUUGUGCACUGCAAGGCCCAGCUGGCAUUCUGGCAGCAUGCUGGCUUCUGCUCCCUAGCGCAGGGAACCACACUGCACU